This is a messenger RNA of Hydatigera taeniaeformis, 2307 nucleotides long. Lineage: Eukaryota; Metazoa; Platyhelminthes; Cestoda; Cyclophyllidea; Taeniidae. The record is from the annotation of a GenBank genome assembly.
AUGGCCCGUUUGCGUUUUCGAGAUUAUGAAGCAGACAAAAAGGAGAUUCAGGGUUUUCUAAGGGAGUUCCAUAAGGCUGAAGCUGACGGCGGAAAACGUUUCCCUUACUUGGAACAGCUGCACAAAAUUGCCAACCGCACUCAGAAUGUUAUUCGCAUAUCUCUUGACGACCUAUGGGAUGUCAGUGAAGAUUUAACAACUGCAGUGGAAUUGAAUACUGUACGGUUCCAGAAACUGUUCGCUGAAGUAAUUGAUGAUCUUCUUCUUGAUUACCGUGGGAGUGAUGCUCACAUUCGGGAUGUGUUGGAUAUAUACAUUGACCACAGAAUACGAAUGGAACAAAAGCUACAAAUGGUCAAUGCAGGUGUUGAUCCGGGUUCUGGUGUCCAACAAAACGUCCAAAUAUCCACUGCUGAUUUGCGUGAAAUAAGGGCCAAAUUUCCCCCAGAGCUUCUAAGGCGGUACGAAGUUUACUUCACAGCUCGCUCCCACUUCAAGCCCAUGACUGUGAGGACAGUUUUGGCAUCCAGUGUCGGCCACCUGAUCCAGGUUCGCGGAGUUGUUUGUCGCACGACUGAAGUGAAACCUCUUUUGCGUGUUGCCACGUACACCUGCGACCGCUGCGGUGCUGAAACCUAUCAGGAAAUCACAAGUUCUAGUUUCAUGCCAUUACUUGUGUGUCAAACCGCCGCCUGCAAAGGAUCCGGAGCGGGCAGUGCAGGUCAACUACAGUUACAAACUCGUGGCUCUAAGUUCCAGAAGUUCCAAGAACUCCGCAUUCAAGAGCUUUCAGAACAAGUUCCUGUUGGUAAUAUACCGCGUGGUCUUACUGUCUACGCUCACGGAGAGAAUACUCGCCUAGCUCAGCCGGGAGACCACGUUCUUGUUACGGGCGUUUUCCUGCCUUCAGCGCGCGGCACCGUUGGAGGAAGGGCUGUUGCCGCCAUGGCAGGCUCUACUGGUGCCCUUCUGGCCGACACCUUUCUGGAGGCUCAUUCCAUAACUUUACUAAGUGAUUGUGAGCCAAACCCUGAAUUGGAACCUACGGCGGAGGAAGUUGAUCGUCUCUCUGAUCCUGAUAUGUACAACCUUAUGGCACAAUCACUUGCGCCUGAAAUCUACGGUCACGAGGACGUCAAGAAGGCUCUUCUCCUGCUCCUCGUUGGUGGUGUGGAGAUUCGUCCUCAGGCAGGACUUAAGAUUCGUGGCAAUCUUAAUAUUUGCUUGAUGGGAGAUCCGGGUGUUGCGAAGUCGCAACUUUUAAGUUUCGUUAACCGUCUUAGUCCUCGGUCUCAGUAUACCACCGGCCGUGGCAGUUCCGGCGUUGGUCUGACUGCCGCCGUUACAAAGGAUCCGUACACCGGAGAGAUGGCACUUGAGGGCGGUGCGCUAGUUCUGUCUGACCAGGGAGUGUGCUGCAUCGACGAGUUCGACAAGAUGGCUGAUUUUGACCGUACGGCUAUUCACGAGGUCAUGGAACAGCAAACCAUCAGCAUCGCAAAGGCAGGCAUCCUCACUACGCUGAAUGCCCGUGUAGCGCUGCUGGCUGCAGCUAAUCCUGCCUACGGUCGAUACAAUCCGCACCGCUCUGUUGAACAGAAUGUUGAUCUGCCUGCUGCACUCCUCUCCCGAUUUGACCUCCUUUGGCUUAUUCAGGAUCGGCCUGAUAGAGAAAAUGAUAUGCGUCUGGCGCAGCAUAUCGCUUACGUACACUCACACGGUUCCGCGCCUGCUAUGACUGGUAUGGCAGAUGACGGUGGUAGCGAUAGUCACGGCUUCAGUCGCCUCCUCUCUGUAAUUGAACUGCGUCGGUUGAUCACCGUUGCUCGCGCCCAACCUACUCCUACUGUGCCUGCUCACCUCACCGACUACCUGGUGGGCGCUUACGUGGAGAUGCGCAAAGAAGCUCGGGUCAACCGGGAGAUGACUUACACUAGUGCGCGCACUCUCCUUGCCAUCCUCCGUCUCUCCACCGCUCGUGCUAGACUUCGCGCUGCUUCCGAGGUAGCGAAGUCCGAUGUGGACGAGGCUAUGCGGCUGAUGGAAGCCAGUCGCGCCUCUGUACACAACCCACUGGGUGGACUUCAUGAUCGCAGUCGCCUGACGUCAUACAAAGACCUCAUCUACCAAGUGGUUCGUGAGUUGCUGUCCGCUGGUGAUGGCACAACCCGUCUAGCCGAUGUGAUGGAGCGAUGUGCCACGAAGGGUUUCACUCCUGCCCAGGUUAACGAGGUGGUUGACGCCUAUGAGAAUCUCAACGUCUGGCAGCUUAACAUGGCCCGCACACGCCUCACUGCAGUCGCUUAG